Messenger RNA from Eleginops maclovinus (Patagonian blennie), 9656 nucleotides. Its product is annotated as retinitis pigmentosa 1-like 1 protein. The record is from RefSeq and is a predicted model, not a curated record. NCBI's taxonomy places the organism in Eukaryota, Metazoa, Chordata, Actinopteri, Perciformes, Eleginopidae.
CUCGCAUUUAACAACACAAGAAACCACAAACGUAUUUACGGAGUUUAAAGUGAACAGUGAGAGUUUUAAAGGAAAAGAAAGCAACCUGUGAAGAGUCCAGGGAUGAAGUUCCCUGUGGAUCUCCUGGCUGGUGUCAGCCAAUCAGAGAUGGAGCGGUUGGCCAACGCCUACAUGAACAGCCUCCUCUUCAGCGACCCCGACUGUGCUGAUCAGCUCCGAGUCUCCGACUCCUCCCAGGUCACCAUAGACGUUUCCAGUGUGGGCUUCGCCCCUCUGUAUGGGUCCAGUGAUAAGGAGCGUGUCCUGGCUCUCUUCUCUCCCUCUGACCCCAUCACUGCUGUGGCUCUGUUCCUGCUGGACAGGUGGUGGACGGUGGACGACCUCCUCAAGACAGCAGACCCUGAUCGAGAUGGAGCUAUGAAGGUGGAGACGGUAGGAGAGAGGAUAGUUUUAUACAUCCUCAAUCGUGUCGUAUACAGAGCCAAGGAGAUGAGCUCUGAAGAGCUCCCCUUUCUCUGCCAUGGAGAGAAAGAUCAUGCAAAGAUCCUCUGGAGAAAUGGAGAGGCUGUCGGCUUCUACUCAGUCAAACCACAAGGUACCUAUUCUAGUCCCUAUUCAACCAGAGGCUAUCAGCUCUCGGUCAUGGACUCCAUAUUUGUUAGAAAGAGUCAGCGUGGGCAAGGCUUUGGCCUCCAGAUGCUGGAAGACUUCGUGCUCAAUUCCAAAGAGGACUGUCUGGGUUUGCGAUACCCGCUCACCAAACCCAUGUAUAAAGUGUGUGAGAAGUACCUGUGCCAGUACCCAGGAGACACACAUCUGCUGUGGGAGGUGGAGAGCAUCGGGGCCCCCAACCAGAGGACCAACAUCUCGAGCAAGAUCCAGGCCAUGGGUCAAAUUGCAGUAUCCAAGAGUCUGACGUUCACAGAGGAAUCCCUGGUGUUCACUGAAGUGACUGAAAAGGAUGUGGUGAUGGAGGCAAUCAGCACUCAGAUAAAAGAAGCUGAAUCUAUGGAAUGCACGGUUGAAAUUGUGGAGGAAGUGACCGUGCUGAGCGCUACCAAAGUUUCAGAGGCGGAGGUGCCCCUUACAGCCCGGGGAAGAAGCAGUGGUUCAAAGCGAAGGAAGAUGGCUGAAAAGAAUGCAGAGGACAAGAUAGACAAAAGAAUCAGAAUUGAAGAUAUUGAAGCAGAAACCCCCAGAGAGGAGCACGUUGCUGAGUCGCUGCAGACUGAGGGCGUGAUCAUUGUUGCUCCUGAAGGACAGGAUGUAGUUGGUACUGAAGCAACUAUAUUGGACCAACCAGAAGAAGACGAUGUGACAUCAGCCCCGGGCUCUGAUGAGCCACAAGACGGAGACGAUGCCCCCCAGGAUCUGAAUAGCCGCUCUUGUGACUCACAGAUAGCUGUUGAGAAUGUGGCGUCGGGAAACGAGGAAGACUCUGCAGUGCUGCCGGUCUCUGAAGACAUUAUGGAGGUUCCCAAGGAAGCAGAAACUCUGCACAGCGUGGAACAGGCAGAACUAGUUGAGCAGCAGGAGGUCCGUCUAUCAACACAAGCAGCAGCAGACAACGGUGAAGCUGAAGAAACAAGAGGAACCGUUGUAAAGGUCAACAAAACUGCACAGACUAAAACCCCCAGACGCAAAUCUACACGGCACAACAAGCAGCAGGAGGAGGCGAAGAAGGGACCUACAGCCCAGGAUGGACGGAUCACUCUGAGAGGGAGAACUGUAGUGAGCACACCCAAAACUACACGGAAAUAUACACGACGCAGUCAGAGAGUACGUGAGGAGGUUGAGGGAGUUUCUACACCUGAAGCUGUUACUGAGGGAGAAGAACAGGAGGAAAAGAUCUCUGUAAAAGAGGAUGUGGUUGAGGUGGAAGAACUGGCCGAAGACAAGCUGGAAGAAAAUGAAGAGGAGAGAGAGAAACAGCAGGAAGAACCAGCAGUGGAGGCAAGCUCCACUGAGCCUACAGCAGAGACCACACCAACACAGGAUCAUGAGGAUGAAAAAGUGACAGAUGACUGUGAGAAACAACAAAAGGGUGAGGAGAUGACUCAAGAUAAACCAAAUGUCUCUGAGGACGAGGCAGAGGAGCCUCCUGUUGUACAGAAAAGAGCUCUAAGAGGCAGAAAUAAAGUUGCUACCAAACCAAGCCAAGAUCUUCCAAAGCAGGAGGAAGGGGAACAGAAAGUAGAAGAACUAGCAGCAGACCAACCCAUGGAGGAACACCAGCAGGUAGAAGAAGAGGAGAAAGCAGACAAAUCAGAAGGAGGGAUAUCAUCCGAGGAACAAAUUGUAGAAGAAGAAGCUGUUCCAAAGGCAGAGGAAGUCGCUCCUUCUACUGAGGUGAACCUGGAGGAGGGCAAAGAAGCUCAGGUAGAGGAAGAGACUACAGAACCAGAGGAACAGGCGGUCUGUGACACUGGUGUGGCAGAGGACGUGACUCAAGAGCCUGACACAGCUGCUGCUCCAGAGACACCUGAUGAGGUUCCUAGUGAGACAGGAGAGCCUCAGGAGAAGGACAUCAGCUCUGAAAUCCCCAAGCUCCAGAAAGCCACUGUGAUCCUGGUGGACAUCAAAACAGCAUGCCAUCAUCUUAGUGCCAGGGAGGUGGAUGAAGCAGUGGAUGGAGAGACUGCUGCUCCAGAAGAUCAACACAAAGAGGUGGGUGGAGGGAAGCAUGAAAACAUUUCAGACGAAUCUGCGAAGACUGAGGAGAAGCACAAGAUUGAAGAAGAAAAUUCUGAAAAAGCAAAAGAAAAGGAAUCUGCCAUUGUGGCAGAGGAAGAAAUGGUUAUUGAAACAGGAGAAGAAAAGUCAGCAGAGGAAGAAAUGGUUAUUGAAACAGGAGAAGAAAAGUCAGCAGAGGAAGGCAACCAGCAGGAGGAGGAAGACACCAUGGGUGAGGAUAUUGGCGAGCAGAGGGCAGAGAAAGCAGAGAAAGACCCCGCUGAGGAGGAGCAGGGUGAGGCGGAAUCUGAGGCAAAGGAAGCAGUCGCAGCUCCAGUGGAGUCUGCAGAUACAGACAUCCCAGCAGGACACCAUGCUGAAGAGAGUAUUCCACCAGCGGAGGAAAGAGAGGCAAUGAGCCUGGGAGAGGAAGAAGGACCAGUUGUAGAAACCAGAGCUCUGAGAAACAAAACUAAAACAAGCGCAGCUACACCAACACGCAAAACCAGACGCGGGAAGGAAGUGGAUGCAGAAAACAGUGAAGAAGAAGAAGACGAAGAAGAAGAAGUGACCACACGAACACUGAGACAUGGGAGGAAAGCCGUCUCUUACACGCCGAAGGGCAAGUCUAAAAGAAGCCGUAAGCAAGUCCAGGAAGAAGAGGAGAGUGUGGAGGAAACAGGAAUAGAGGAAGAAGAGGCUGAAGAAGAGGUUGAGGACAAAGCUCCCUCUGAAAGAGAGGAAUGUUUGGAGCCAAAGGAAGGUGUCGAGGAGGCAGCUGCAGAAAAGAGCACUGAUGGAAAUAAAGAAGAAGAAGCAGGGCUGGGGUCAACCGAGGAGCCACCAACUGAAGAGGUCAAGGAGAAAGCCCCAGAGGAGGAUAAGAUCGAGCUGGAGAACAAAGAACUUGGGACCUUAGAAGUGGCCAAAGAAGCCCCAGAAGCUGCUGCUGAGGAUCAUUCAGUAGAGCCUGACCUUGUUGCUGACAGGGCUGUACUCCUAGCUAGAGAAGAAGAGGCAACACCUUCAGUGGAGGAGCAACAAAGUGAGGAAACUGCCCCCCAGCUUCCUGAUCUCAAAGACACGCUGGAAAAUGACGCCCAGGAAGCAAAAUCAGCAGCAGAGGAUGGACUUCUUGUCCAAGACACUGCUUCUGAGGCAGAAGAGGAGUCCAGGGAAGAAGCAACGGCUCAGGAGAAUGUUCCACAGCCAGAGGUGGUGAAGGUGGAAGAGGAGAAACAGGAAGCAGCGACAGCACGAGCUGCAGAUGAGAAGGAGACAGAGGGUGUAGAAGAGGCUGAAAAUACUAAUGAGCAGGAAGCCACAGUCAUGGAAACCAGAACAAGGAGAAGUAGUAGGAAGCAAGCAGUUGAAGCCACGCCAAGAACCCGUGCAGCGAGAAGCAGACAGAAAAAGGGCGAUGGAGAAAAGGAGGCAGCUUCAGAAAUCCAGGAGGAGGAACCGGCCAUUCAGGUCAGGGAUCUGAGGAGAGGAAGGAAGAGUAUCCCUGAUGCACAGACAACCAAAACAAGCCACAAGCAACCUCAGGGUGAAGAAAAGGAAGAGGGGGGAGAGGAACACAAAGCGGUAGAUGUGAGGAGAAGAGAAGAGGCGAAAGGGGCAGAGGAAAAGGUAGGAGAGGAAGAGGUUGCAGAGGUAGACACAGAGAAGGAGGUGGGAGAUGUAGAAGGAGAGGAAGAAGAAAAGGGGGAAGAGGUUUCUGCAGCAGAAGAUGGAGAGGCACAGGUGGUUGAUCAGGAGCAGGGGGAGGGAGGAGAAAAAACUGAACAAGAGGAUGGAGAAGCAAAACAUGGCCCAGAGGAAGAUGUCGUAGCUGCAGAGGAAGAACAGGCAGGCGAGGACACAGAGGCUUUGGCUGGACCACAGGCUGCAGAGGGAGCAGUCCCAACACCAGAGACUGUGGGGGAGGAUCAGCCAACCUCCACACCUGAAGGAGCAAAGGAAGAAAACUCCCCACCUGACGAAACUGAAGCAGAGGAAGCUGCAGCUCGGGAAGAAGAACCUACAGAGGCAGGAGCUGAUAUGGAGAAAGAAGCUGUGGCAGAAGAAUCCCUGACAGAGCAAGAGACGGGGGGAGAGGAGACAGCUGAAGACACACCUGCUGCAGAAAAGCAGGAUGACAAGGAAGAAGAAGAGGUAGCUGGAGGCGAAAUUGCAGAAGGACCCCCAGUAGCAAUAAGAGUUCUGAGAAGUGGGCGGAAGUCUGCUGCAGCGAGACGUUCCUCCAAGAAAGCACGCACGCAGGGUCAGACAGAGGGAGAAGCCCCUGAAGAGGCAGAAGCAGAGGAAACGGAAGCUGGAGACACAGAGGUUAGCACAGAAGAGAAGACCAAGGAAGGGGAAGCUGCAGCUCAGGAAGAACCUGCAGAGGCUGAGAAGGAAAAAGAAGAACCUGUGGCAGAGCAAGAGACUGUGGGAGAGGAGUGUGCUCCUGUUGAAGAAACAGCUGAGGACACACCUAAUGCUGAAGAACAAGAUGGAGAGGAAGAGGUAGCUGGAGGAGGAAUCGCAGAAGAAGAAGAAGAACCAGUCACAAAAACAAGUGUUCUGAGAAAGGGAAGGAAGUCUGCUGCUGCAGCACUUAGCCGUACAUUCAAUAGAGCCCGGAAACAGAAAGACGAAGAAGCUUCUGCCCCUGAAGACACCGAAGGAGAGGAAGAAGAGGCAAAGCAGGAGGCCCCAGAGGAAGUAAAGGAAAAAGGAGGGAGUGUUGAAACAGAGAAAAAGAAAGAUGUGGAAGAGGAAGAAGAGGCAGAGCAGGCUAAGGAGGAAGCAGCAUUGCUUGAAGAGGACAGUGUGGAGGCUGCGGAAGAGGAGACAAACACAGCUGAGGAAGAGGAGAGCACAGUCAUCGAAGGAUCCGCUGCUGCUGCAGAGGAGGAGGAGGAUUCUGUGGAGGAAGAGAAAGAAACUCCAGCUGCAGAAAGAGCCCUCAGGAGCAAAGUGAAAACCCCUCCCUCAGCCUCUCCUAAAUCCAAAAGACAGAAAGACCAAGAGCUAGAAGACACCCCGCGGAGAUCCGUUCGGAAGAAGCCAAGAGUGGACUACAGUGAGAACGAUGAGGGGGGAGAGCUAGGGGAGAACAACCCAGAGCGGAAGGAUCAGACCGAACCAGAGGAGGGCAGAGACAAGAUCCAUCUGGUAUUGGAUUCAGAAGAAGAGGAAAGUGAGGAGGAAGAGAAGGAGCCUGUAGAGACUGGAAAGAGAGUUCUGAGAGGGAGGUCUGUCCCUUCAGUCGUCAUCACAUCCCCGUAUCGAUCCAGACCCUGCAGUGCUAAAGUGGAGAGGGCAGAGGUGCAUCUGACACGCUCGGCUCAGAAGAGAAGGAACACUGAAGCUACACCGUCUCGCAAAUCCAAGCGACUCAGCAGAAUUUAAGGAGGAUUCCCAGUGUGACACACACACACACACACACACACACACACACACACACACACACACACACACACACACACACACACACACACACACACACACAGAACAGGGUAAAUAAAUAAAACACACUCUCAUACUGUACUGAAGCGUCUGCAGUGCGCAGGCUGACACUGUAUGUUUUCAUCUUGAUUUAAAGCCAUGGUGUUAUAGAGUGGUGCAAAAGUGGAAAUUACAUAGCAUUUUAGCAGCUCCGUGAGUUCAGUCAACUCUUAAUACAACUACAGUUUGUGGUUAGAGGCCUGAAAUAAGUUCCGUGGUUAUUACAAGCUUACAACAACUUCAUGUGUUGUACAACAUAAAAUACGUCAGUAAACGCCGCACUGCUGAAAGUCCAAAUGCUAAGAAUUGUCUUAAAGUGCAACUGAAAUGAAUUUUCAUCUAUCAUUCAAAUGAAAUUUUGACUUUUUCUUAAACCAUCAAUCCAACUUGAACUAAAUUUUCCGGGCAUAACUUGUUAAAACGGCCAUUUAAAAGUGUGAAUUAUGUGGCCUUGGGUGCGAAAUUGGCCAUGUGACCGUGACGUCAUAGGGUUGACUCCCUUAUUUGCUGGUAUGGCUGGCUGCGAAAACAACAUACAUUUGAUGGACCUAUAUCUCAUCAAGGAACCAAAAUUCUGAUACAAACAUCAGCAGGUCGAAAGAACACACCUCUAACAUUAUGUGGAAAAACUUUCGUUGAAUUUAAGCCACACAAAUCGAUUUAAUAUCUAUAUUGUAGAGGCUCUCUGCACCUCCCGUAGGCUAUGGGUAGGCUAAUGGAAAUGAAAGAAAGUUACCAUUUUCGGCACAGGAUCGGCGGGCACAAAACAGCCAUCGCUUCUACUACACGCUUAUUAUUAUUAAGAUGUUAUCAAUCAAAUGACACAAUAGUGUAUGUUUGCUGUGGUAAACUGGAAAAGAUUUGAACAUGCCGGUUUCGCAGGUAUGGCAUUCUGCUGCGCUGUCUUUGACACGUUGAAACCUAACGAAGUGGCACUUUGAAAUCCAGCCACUUAAAAAAAACUUGUGUGAUAAUAAAUGUAAGCUUAAUAAACAAUGGCGUUAUCCCCAUUAUUAUGCCGAAAUGUAUCGAUCAACCAGCUACAUCUACCUUAGUUCAUUUUGUUUAUGGCAACGGUUGACAAGGAAGAUGCUUUGCUUUGACGCAGGCUCAAGGGUAUUUUCUCAGAAGCGAACAGUAAGCGAACACUAUUAUAUGUAUAUUAAAAAAACAAGUCCAGUAAUGUCAGAUCUGGAAAUUUCCGAAAUAAGUGAAAGGAGCGAGACAGAUAGUUCUAGUAGGCCUACAGAUACAGAUGGUGAGUCUGUGGAGUCGGACUAUGUUGGUGCCUACCAGGAUGAGCCGUUAGCCCUACCGGGCGAAAACGGAAAACAGUUCCAGUAUUUUUUUGUUUCGGAAACAUGUGCAGAGAGAUGCCUUCAGUGAAGCUGCUAUUUUUGCAACUAACACCAUUUGGCCCUCCAGCAACACAAUAUUUUCCACUGUGCUUUGAUGUCUUAGCCAUAGACGCCGCCAUUACAGUUAGACUACUAGAACUUCUGUGUCAACCCUAUGACGUCACGCAUAAAAAAAUGAAUUCGCACAAAAAGACAAAAUGUGGCUCCUUUUGAGCCCGUUUUAACAUGACUUCCCGGAUAAAUUAUUAUCCAGACAAUAUCUCAUUUUAAUCGCAAGGCUUAGAACCUUUAGAAUCAGCACCCAAAACUGUGAAAUUCCAACAAUUAAAAUUCGUUUCAUAAGUCCUUUAAUGACACAAAUAUGCGCUCUCACGCUAAAGAUUAGCCGCUAUUAGCUUAGCAUGAUGAAGUUUGUUUAUAGCAUUACGUUAGCUGUUUACUUCUGCCUUUCCCCUUUUAUUAUGCCUGAAAUAAGGUCAGUGGUUGACACGAGUUAAAGAGAUUUUUAUACUUGUUCUAUGACAUAAUAUGUCAGUUAAUACACCAGUAGUGAAUGUCUGAAGCUUUUCUGUUGUAGAAAACAAACAAACGUAAUUAAGGUGCAAAAGGGUUCACAUUUAGGCCAUGUUUACGCGGAAAUGAUCUGAACGGAAAAUGCAAAAGUGGCGUUUGCGUUCUCAAUUGUUAUUCCGUGUUUAGACGAGCGUUUUGGGGGUGAAAUCUGCGUGGAAUUCCAUGUUGUAUGCGAGCCAGGCCGCUAGGUGGUAGUGUGAAACACUGUCACACAACACCACCAAGUCCACGCGGUUCUACCAGUUCUCGUCCAAAGCCGUCUGGUUCGCCUCCGACGAGUCGGCGCAUCAACAAUUUGAUGGAGAUUAUUAAUGCGCUUCUCUGUUCAUUAAUACCAUCUGUAAAGAUUUGAUACAACGAGCGUUGUCGUGUAAAACAGGGCCUUAGCUUCCAUUAGCUUUUUACUUCUGACUCACUUAUGCUUCAAACAUCAUAAUAUCUCAGUGGAGGUUCUCCUGCUCAACAAAACGUGUAAAAAUCAUUACCGAGGGUUUGCCACAGAGCUUCUUUUCUGUUAUAUUCCAAAUUCAUUGCACCACUCUUUCACUGUCUCUGUUCCAGUAUGUUGUAGCAUUUAGCCUGCUCCUGUACGCAGAUAGUAUGGCAUCACUGCUGUUAUGUGGGACCACAGUGGCCGCUUUGCCAAAAGUACCUUUGCUUCAAAGUUACUGUGUCUAUAACUCAAAAACUGUUGUAAUUUUCUAAUUGCAAUCUUCUCAAUCAUAUGUAAUGUGUCUACCACCAUCAUUUGAAGAACUGUAAAACGACAACCCUACCCAUCACAUCCCAAACUAAACCAGUGUGUUCCACGUUAACUCUGAAUGUGAAGUCUGUUGUUACUGCAUUUCCAGACUUAACAAACCUUUCUGCAGUUAUUAUGGGAACCUAGAUUAUAUUUUCGAGAUGGGAAAAAAAGAGACUUCAUCUGUUCACACUUAGACAUGAACACACUCCAAGACACACAAUGUAUUUCUUUGUUUGUUUUGUAAAAGAUAAUUCUUAUAAGUUGGAGAAAUGAUAUUUUUAUAUUGUAAAAAUGUUUGCAUUGUGCAACAAAUUUCUCAACUAUAUGUUUUGGUAAUUUUUUACACCGCUGACACCAUGUUUAAAGAAAAGGAAUCGGGUCUUUUUUAAGACGGAUUAGUACUCUGCGAAGGAAGCAGCCAUGUUGUACAGGUUGUUUAUAUUUUGAUUUAAAAAAAAUAUUACCAAAACAUGUUCUUGCUUUGCAGCUAUCAGCAGAACUCAGGUCUUAAUAUGAGCUUCUUUUUCUUUACGUCUCACAAGUAGAGAUACAUGUUAUCCACCACGAGGACAACAUGUAUCGAUGUCCUCUUCAUGUUGUUUUAUUGAUGUAAUAUUUAGUCAUCAUUAUUCAUCGUGUCAGUUUAAAAGUUGCUUUUGUUGUUUGUAUUAUUUGGAAGAUAGUGUUUUUUUAGCUGAUCUCUGUGUGCUUAUAUGCAGAUUUUAGGUCAUUAACUCCUUUUAUUUACCUGUGGACUAAAAUGAUUUGUGAACUUAUUUUUCCGUGAGCUGAAUAAAAGUUGCUAAAGGUUA